This is a messenger RNA of Pseudonaja textilis, 3069 nucleotides long. RefSeq names its product protein phosphatase 1 regulatory subunit 12C (gene PPP1R12C). The record is from RefSeq and is a predicted model, not a curated record. Gene Ontology annotation, biological process: signal transduction. Gene Ontology annotation, molecular function: phosphatase regulator activity; enzyme inhibitor activity; protein kinase binding. NCBI's taxonomy places the organism in Eukaryota, Metazoa, Chordata, Lepidosauria, Squamata, Elapidae. Gene Ontology annotation, cellular component: cytoplasm.
CUUUUCAGCCUACCGAGGAGCUGGGCCGGGAGGGCCGCCCAGCCGGGCUGGCGGCGCCGGUGGCUGCAGCAGAGGAAGAAAAUGGCGGCGCCGCUGCUCUCCCUCUCCGAGGGAGAAGGCGCCCGGGCGCGGCGGCGGGAACAGCUUCGUGCCUGGGCCGAGGCCGAGGCGGCCGCCGCCGCCGCUACUCUUCUCCCGCCUCCCGCCGACUCCGCGCCUUCACCCGCUCCGGCUGGGUUGCCGGUGUCCGCAGACGAAGCGCUGCCUCCCGCGGCGCCAGGGAUGGGCUCCGGCGGCCGGCCGCGCGCGGUCCGUUUCGACGCGGCCGCCGAGUUUUUGGCCUGCUGCGCCGGCGCCGAGCUGGAAGCGGCACGGGAGAUGCUCCGCGCCGACCCAGGAGCCGUGAACGGCACUAAUGCCGACGGCAUCAGCGCUCUCCACCAGGCCUGCAUUGACGAAAAUAUAGAGGUGGUUGAAUUUCUGGUGGAAAAUGGAGCUGAUGUAAACCAGGCAGACAAUGAAGGUUGGACUCCGCUGCACGUUGCUGCCUCCUGUGGCUACAAUGAGAUUGCACAAUACCUCUUGGACCACGGUGCCAACAUUGCUGCGGUGAAUAGUGAUGGAGACGUGCCGCUGGACAUUGCUGAGGCUGACAGCAUGGAGGCCUUGCUGCGAACAGAAAUCGAGAAACGAGGGAUAGAUGUAGAGGUGGCCAAGCGAGAGGAAGAAGAGAUGAUGCUUCGUGAUGCUCGCCAUUGGCUGAAUGCUGGAAAAAUAUCUGAUGAGCCUCACCCCAAAACUGGGGCCACUGCCCUCCAUGUGGCAGCUGCUAAAGGCUACGUCGAGGUCAUGAGGCUGCUCUUGCAAGCUGGCUACGACACCAAUGUGCAGGACAAAGAUGGCUGGGCGCCCCUACAUGCAGCAGCUCACUGGGGAGUGGAGGAGGCCUGCCGGCUUUUGGCUGAGCACUUCUGUGAUAUGGAGGCCCUCAACAAUGUGGGCCAGCGUCCCUGCGAUCUUGCAGAUGAAGAUACUUUGGCACUGCUGGAAGAGCUGCAGCAUAAACAAGACGAUUUGCGCAGCAAAAAGGAAGCCCAUCGGCAGGCUGUGAUUGACACCAGCUUGGAACAGGCCCCCUCGUACACAAGCAAGCAUCGAAGGAGCUCCGUUUGUCGCAUGAGCAGCAAAGAAAAAAUCUCUGUCCAAGACCAGUCAAAGGAGAGGAAAACCCUCGGUACCAUAGCCGUUGGCGAAGAGGAGACCAGUUCAGCUUCGGAAGGGGAUGAAACACCGGAGUCCAAUGAAGUGAAGGCUGUUCCCCCAGCAGACAGCAGUGCAGUGAACGGAGUAUCUGUGACUCCCAUUAGGCCUUUGUCCCCAUGUCCCGUUGGGCCAAAGUUCUCUGGAGGCCCUAGCCGCACCACGGAGCCAGGGAGUUUGCCAGCUCCAGCCACAUGGAGACAGAGCCUGCGCAAAACAAGCAGCUUCGGUGUAUUGCAGGAUGCCAAGUUGGAUGAAGGGGUCCCCAAGGGGGGCAGCGGCAUCAAGCGCUCAGCGUCCAGUCCCCGGCUUGAUAAAGAAGAAAAGAACAAAGAGCCACGUCUGGCACGAGUAAUCCCAACUCCCACUCGCCGGAUCUUUGCCCUUCCAGACACAGAACCCCACCGGGAUCCUCGGCGUGCGUCAUACCAGACGCCAGUGCGAGAUGAAGAGUCUGAAUCCCAAAGAAAAGCCCGUUCUAGGCUCAUGAGACAAUCCAGACGCUCCACACAGGGAGUGACGCUUACGGACCUAAAGGAGGCUGAGAAGACCAUGGUCUGGACCAGCGAUUCCAAAACUCCUUCAGAACAAAGGAACAAGGAGGAGGAAAAGCGGAACAAAGACGGGGAACAGCAGCCUCAAGAGACAACGGACUCCGCUAGGCGAUUCCGGCUCCUCAGUUCAGACAGUUCUUCAGUUUAUACUGUGAAUCCGUUAGUGGUGAAUUCGCAGCUCCAAAAAGGAACGGAAGUCGAUAAGGCUGGCUCUGAGCUGGACACAGACCUCCGGAACAGGCUGGCUAUCCGAGACCGCAGGAAAGGCCGGCGAGAGAGGCGCAUCACCGGUUUGGGAGGAAACUCAGAGGGGGAGGAAGAUGAAGACACUGAACAUAAUGAAGAUCCAUCAGUACAUAGCAGUGAUCACUUAAACAGCCUUCUGCCAAACCGGACAGCACCUCCUGGCUGCCAGAGAGGGAACAGCGCGCCGUCAGGCUGCAGAGAAGAACCAGACAACUAUUAUAAGAAACUGUAUGAAGAUCUCUUGAUUGAGAAUGAAAAGCUGAAGGAACAGUUGCAGGAGGCGCAGCUCCAACUGACGCAGAUUAAGCUGGAGCUGGAAAGAGUGACCCAGAGGCAGGAGCGCUUUGCUGAGCGGCCGGCUCUUCUAGAACUAGAGAGAUUUGAGCGUCGCGCUUUGGAAAGGAAAGCUGCUGAGCUGGAGGAAGAAUUGAAGGCUCUUUCAGAUUUGAAAGCCGACAACCAGCGUCUUAAAGACGAAAACGCCGCUCUUAUUCGUGUGAUCAGCAAGCUCUCCAAGUGACCACCAGCUGCUGUCACUGUCCCCCCCCCCCCCCGGUUUCUCUGUGAAGCAGGGACCUUCUUUCACACACCCCACCACCACGUGUACCAAGAUCCUGGUCAGGGACAGGAGAAAUAGAUGAGGAUAGGGGUGGCCACCUUCCUCUCACCACCCAGGCACUCCAAACACGGGCUGUUCUGAGGCUCGGCCCAAGAGGCGCCACCAACUAUUGUUUUCCCCAGAAGUUUGUUUUGAUGCCCGCUUCUCCUCUCCUGGCCCUUCUCCUUCCAGAGACAGUAUUUAUUUUGUGGCUUCCUUCAGUGAUGCUUUUUGUUUUGUUGCUUUUUCUCCAGGGAACAAGGGGCGUAGGGAUGAUAGGAAUCAGUCUUUCUGGGAACCCCUAGGGGUGGGGUGGCCACUAUUGUUGCUGUGGGGAAAUGGGAUUAACAGGCCUUCUUGACCACCAGGUCAUUAGGGUGUCUCUUAUGGUUAAACUUGGCAGCCCAAGAG